AUGAAGAUCCCAACCAUCAUCCCUUUGGGCUCUCUGCUCGUAUUGCAGUAUGUUGCUCUCAGCAUCACCAUUGCCGUCUACCACCCACACGUCUACUUUCCCGGUAUCCGGAUAGUGGCAUUGCUAGCGUUGCUUGUCACGGAUGUGCUGGGCUACAUUCUGUGGCGAUCCUUGAUUCGACCCCAAUUUAGUGUCCUUCGAGAUCUCCCACAACCUUCGACGCGUGGUGGUCUUCUGACCGGCCACGUUGGAGCUGUAUUCAGUAUUCCCCUUGGCCGUCAAGUCGCAGACUGGGUCAACAACAUCCCGAACAAUGGCUUGGUGUGGUUCCGAGGCAUGCUGGGAGCAGAGUACUUGAUCGUGGCAGGAGCUGAAAGCCUCCGAGAUGUCCUGUUCGCAAGAGCCUACGACUUUGAAAAGACUAGCGCGUUCCGGCGAUACACGAGACGUUUCAUGGCCGCAGGGCUUGUCACGCAUGAGGGGGACUCCCACAAGCGCAGAAGAAGGGCUAUUGCCCCCGUAUUUCAGCCUCGUAACGUCGAUGCUCUCAAACCCAUGCUCUCCGAGAAAUCAGAGAGGUUAAUCCAAGCUUUGAGUCGCAAGGCUGCCUGGGAUCAGGGGUCAGCAUCGCAGACGAAUGACGGCACAGUAAUCGACAUCUGUGAUUGGGCUACGCGAUUCGCCCUGGAUGUCGCGUGUGUUGUCGGUUUCGGAGACGACUGGGGAUUGGUUGAAACGCCAGAGGUCAAGCCAAUCCUGGCCGCGUACCAGACUAUCUUUACAGGUUCGAAAACCAAGAUGAGCCAAUAUGCGUGGCAUAACACUGCUCCACGCUGGCUGGUUGAUGCUUUCCCCCACCAAUUGGAUAAAUCCAUGGACGAGGCUGCCCGGACGGUCAAUGCAAUCUCCCUGCAGGCAGUGAUGAAGCGAGUGCAGAAGCUUGAGAGAGGUGAAAAGUGCCCGCAGGACUUCUUGACUGAAGUCAUCCAGUCCAAAAAGUUCACUCCGCAAGAGUGCUCGGAUGAACUGCUCAUUCUGAUGGCCGCUGCCCACGAAAGCACCGCCGCGCUCAUCGCCAUGACCGUCUACCAGCUCACCCAGAACCCCCAGCUGCAGGCCCAGCUUCGGGAAGAGCUCGCCUUCUUCGGCCUGCGCGCCGGUAGCGCCCCCAUCAACGAAUCCCAGUAUGAGCACAUGACUCUGCUCAACGCCGUCCUCAGCGAGAUGAUGCGCCUUGAGCCACCUCUGCCAAUUACAUUGCGCAAGACCGUCCGCAACACUUCCAUCGCCGGCCACCCCGUCCGAGCCGGCACCUAUGUCAUUAUCUCUCCCUACGCCAUGGGCCGGUCCCAAGACAUCUGGGGCCCCACCGCCUCACACUUCAACCCCCACCGCUGGAUCGACCCUCCGGCCGCCACUAUCAACAGCGAGAAGCCCGCCACGGCUGCUGCUGCUGCUGCUGACGACGCCUCCCCACCCUUCGGCACGCUCAACGAGCACGGCGGCGCCGCCAACCACUACGGCAUGCUGACCUUCCUCAAGGGCCCCAAGGGCUGCACGGGCGAGCGCUUCGCGAAAGCCGAGCUGCGCCGCGUCAUUGCGUCGUUGGUCGCCAACUUUGAGUGGACGCUCGAGCAGAGCCAUCGGCCUGAGCAGGUCGGCAUUGUGGUGGUGAAGCCGGAGAACGGCAUUUCAGUUCGGUUCCGAGCUGUCAGCACGCCGGAGCCUGAGAUGGAGGGAGAAAAUGAAAAGGGGGAUUUGCUGCUUUGA
This is a messenger RNA of Cyphellophora europaea CBS 101466, 1770 nucleotides long. RefSeq lists its product as uncharacterized. The record is from RefSeq and is a predicted model, not a curated record. The transcript is spliced from 4 exons. The coding region runs from base 1 to 1770 and encodes 589 amino acids. Lineage: Eukaryota; Fungi; Ascomycota; Eurotiomycetes; Chaetothyriales; Cyphellophoraceae. Gene Ontology annotation, molecular function: monooxygenase activity; heme binding; iron ion binding.